AUGUCUGCAGUCAACAACAUUGAAGAUAGUGAGAUUGACAUUGUGAUUGGAGCACUGCACUCCGACCUCAGGCCAUUUAUGAGUGCAUGGAAGUCGAUAUUUUCUCGUUAUCACUUGAUUAUUGUCAAAGACCCUGAUCUCAAGGAUGAUUUACAAAUACCAGAAGGGCUUCCGUUCAAGGUUGACAUCUACACAAAGUCUCACAUAGACAAAGUAGUGGGCAGUUCCACCUCCAUUGUUUUCUCGGGUUAUUCAUGCAAGUAUUUCGGCUUCCUUGUCUCUCGUAAGAAAUACGUUGUCUCGAUUGAUGAUGACUGCACGCCGGCCAAAGACUCCGACGGUUUUCUCGUAGAUCCAGUGGCUCAGCAUGUGAGAAACCUUGCAACUCCAGCAACACCUUUCUUCUUCAAUACCCUUUAUGACCCAUAUCGUAAUGGGGCAGAUUUCGUUCGUGGGUAUCCAUUCAGCUUAAGAAGUGGGGUAACAUGUGCUUUGUCAUGUGGGCUCUGGCUUAACUUGGCAGACUUGGAUGCACCAACACAAGCCCUGAAGACGGAAAAGAGGAACUCCCGUUAUGUUGAUGCAGUGAUGACCGUUCCAGCCAGAGCAAUGAUGCCAAUCAGUGGGAUCAACAUUGCUUUUGACCGUGAGGCUGUAGGGCCUGCUCUAUGCCCAGCACUGAGGUUGGCUGGGGAAGGGAAGCUGAGAUGGGAAACAAUGGAGGACAUAUGGAGUGGAAUGUGUGUGAAGGUGGCGUGCGACCACCUUGGUCUUGGAGUGAAGAGUGGGCUUCCUUAUGUGUGGAGGAAUGAUAGAGGUAGUGCCAUCGAGAGCCUGAAGAAGGAGUGGGAAGGUGUGAAGCUAAUGGAGGAAGUUGUUCCUUUCUUCCAAUCAAUGGUGUUGUCAAGAACUGCAACCAAGGUCGAGGAUUGUGUGGCUGAGAUGGCAAAAAGGGUGAAAGAACAAUUGGGAGGUUCUGAUCCAGGGUUUGGUCGUGCAGCCGAAGCUAUGAUGGAUUGGGUUGAGCUGUGGAAGAAGUUUGGUUCUGGUCCUUCCCCAGUGUAA
Linum tenue is the source of this 1065-nucleotide messenger RNA. Lineage: Eukaryota; Viridiplantae; Streptophyta; Magnoliopsida; Malpighiales; Linaceae. The record is from the annotation of a GenBank genome assembly.